AUGACGGUGGGCCCGCCAAACACUAACGACACUCCCCUUGAGAUGCGUCCGCGCUACGCAUCCCCUUUUGUCCGAGUUUGCUUCCCACCCGACGGUCAACCUACGGUCAUUACCUCGUCAGGCGAGAGGGCCCCCCGCAACAGUGUCCAGCCGAACUCCCAAUCCCAUAGGAGCACCCCGAUGCCUCCGGAGUACCUAACCCCCACCAGCAGAUCCAAGCCACUCAGACCUGAACCCGCCGGCAGCUCUGGGAAAGGGAGUCCGUACCCCGAGGGGUCCGUCAGCACUGGAGCCUCUGAAGCGGAAAGGUUACCUCCCGUGAGUGUGUGGGGGAUUCCAGGUGGCCCCCGGCCAGGACUCCGAGGAGACCUGUGUUACGCCGGCGCUCCAAGUCCUACCCACUCCACCCAUGGGACCCAGACUUCGCAGCGCCCCUCCCUACAAGUAGUGAGGGGCGCGGCCGGCCGACCCCAUCCGAAGCACUAG
Molecule: messenger RNA, 486 nt
Organism: Bemisia tabaci
Lineage: Eukaryota; Metazoa; Arthropoda; Insecta; Hemiptera; Aleyrodidae
Source: RefSeq, a predicted model, not a curated record